Messenger RNA from Abrus precatorius (Indian licorice), 1344 nucleotides. RefSeq names its product F-box/LRR-repeat protein At3g58900-like. Lineage: Eukaryota; Viridiplantae; Streptophyta; Magnoliopsida; Fabales; Fabaceae. Gene Ontology annotation, molecular function: protein binding. The transcript has 3 exons. The record is from RefSeq and is a predicted model, not a curated record. The coding region runs from base 1 to 1344 and encodes 447 amino acids.
AUGCAACAUGCAGCAAGCAGGGAUUAUAAACAAAAAAGGGCAAAACCUAACAAUGAGGAAGAUUUUGAAGAUCUCAUCAGCCAAUUGCCAGAUGGAAUCCCGGUGGCCAUUUUAUCUAAAUUGCCAAUAAAUGAUGCUGCAAGGACCAGCAUCCUCUCAAGAAAAUGGAGAAAUCUAUGGACCUUUUUUUCUGGGACCUUAGAAUUUGAUGGUUCACCUAUUAUGAAAGACAUGAAAAAAGACAUUAAGAAGGUUUCAGGAAGGCAUUUGCAGAUGGCAAUGCAGAUCAUGUAUGAUGCUGAAAUUCAAAUAUAUACAAGUUGGAUCACUGAAUUGUUGCGUUCCCUUAAGAGUUCGACUCUACAAGGAUUGAAAUUUUGGUUUCAUGUGGGUAGUGGGUGUGAUAUUGAUAAGUGGGUUCACUUCGCCAUUCAAAAGAAGGUUCAAAAGCUUGAGCUGUAUUUUGGGCAUAGAUUUGCAUAUGUUCUUCCAUUGCACCUGUUUAAACUUGCAAGUUAUAAUUCCUUGUGUGUCUUGCGUCUGAAAUUCAUUACUGUGACCAAAGAGAUGCUAGAGUAUUUACUGUGUUGCUGUCCAUUACUUGAAACAUUGAGCUUGGUUAACUCAGGAGUUCCAAAAACUAUGAACGUUUCAGGUCCAUCACUCAAGCUGAAAUGUCUAGAAUUGGUAAGGUGUUGGGAUCUGGUAAGCCUUGAAAUUUUUGCUGAGAAUUUAGCAUCAUUCAAAUACUAUGGAUCCCAUUUGAACACAGAAUUUAAGAGUGUUCCAAGUCUUGUGGAAGCAACAUUUGGAGGAUCGUUUGUGGAAUUCAUCAGAGAAAGCUUUCUCCCACAAAUAAAAGUGCUUAAACUGGAUAUUACACAAAACGUACCUGAAGUGAUUUACUGGCUAAGUCAACUACCCAAGUUGAAACAUCUCAAGCAUUUGGAGUUGGUUGCUUGUGCUGAUGAUGGCAUCACACAUGGUGCUUGUGCACUGCUUUUAAAGGCAUCACCUUCGCUAUGGAGGUUCACAGUCAAGAUGUUAAAUACCAAACCCACUUUUAGAACAGAAGACAAAUUUACAAUGGAACGCCAAUCCAAUCUUAAAGAGUUGGAAUUGGUUGGGUUUUGUGGAGCAGCAUGUGAGGUUGAAUUAAUUAUGCACAUGCUUGAGAAUGCAGUUGAACUCCAGAAGAUAACUAUUGAUACAAGGUUACCAACUAAACCAAAAUUGGGACCACUAGGGGAGCACUUCAAAACUUGGGAUCAUGAGGAAAACAGAAAGCGUGCUACGGAACUGAAGGAGAAAAUACCACCUUGGAUUAAGUUCGUUUGUCUUUGA